Pyricularia oryzae 70-15 is the source of this 2463-nucleotide messenger RNA. RefSeq lists its product as uncharacterized. The record is from RefSeq and is a predicted model, not a curated record. Lineage: Eukaryota; Fungi; Ascomycota; Sordariomycetes; Magnaporthales; Pyriculariaceae. Gene Ontology annotation, cellular component: cytoplasm. Bases 1 to 2463 code for a protein of 820 amino acids. Gene Ontology annotation, biological process: mitotic spindle organization; cell population proliferation. The transcript has a single exon.
AUGGCCGAUUCCACCACCACUUCGGAAACGACGCAUCCGCUCACUCCUUCCCACGUCGCGACCCUAAACGUUGCAACAACGACAGCAACUCGACCCGUAAUCAAGCGCGACAGCUCGUCUUCGACAACAAUGACUUCGGUUUCUGGCCAGGGCAGCUAUUUAGACCCUGACGCCAGCGAGGGUGACAGCUCUCCAUUCCUUGAUACGAGUGCGGGCAGAAUCGGCCAAGACCACCAACAAGAAAACGUAUCGCCGUCAAAGCCGCCGAGACCUAGACCAAUGUCUCGAAUCAUAUCGGGCGGCGAGCUCUCGCCGUUGAAGAUUCUACAAGACAGGCCAGCAGCCCCCGUGUCGCAGACGGCAGAGGGGAACCAGCCUCCUGCAAACGGCGAAAUGGCGCCACCUGCGUCGGCGGCACCUACAACGGUCCGGAGCCCGCGUAAGCCCUCCUGGCCCGACAGGAGGUUUCCCGUCCGCAUCAGCUCUCCCAAGGCGAACGGUGCAAACACAGCAUCGCCACCCCCUCACGCACCCUCGCCGCUGGCCAGUCCGCGAGCGGCGAGCCCCCGCGCCGUGCACGAGCGACACAUGAGCUUGGACAAUGUGAUGCGUGAGGACCCAGGGCUGCAAAAGGCCAUUGCGAUCCUGGAGGACGACACGACUGAGAUGGGCGAGUCGGAGGAGGAGGCGGACGACUUGACACUAAGCUUCGACGACAAGGGGCCGGCGGGCCUAGCCAUCAAUGGCGGAUCUGACAGGGGAUCAGAGGUCGGCGCGACUGCUGACGAGUCUGUCGGGCCGGAUGAUACCAUGUUGAGCACCUUCAGCACCUUCUCGGCGGUUCCAAAUAUGACCAUGUUUGCGAAAAUCGGCCACACCCCAAGCAAGCACGCCGACCUCGGCGUACCCACACCCAGAGCUAGUCGGGAUGGGGGGAGGCCAAGUUCGCCGUCAUAUGGGAGCAGACCGUCUCACUACUCGGAUGCCCGAGAUACCACCAAUUUAUUGCUGGAGUUUACCGAGCAGCUGCGCUUCUCGCAGGCGCAGCAACAAGCCCAGGCCCAUGGUCGAAUCUCGCCGUCCAGAACGACGCCCAACUUGGCACAUGGCGGUUCCGCAACGGUGGCGGCAACGCCCAAUCGCAAGAGCAUGGUAAACCUGUUGGACUUUGACAUCCCACCAAUGCCCACCCCGCGCAGCGUUCCUACAAUAACGCCGCGUGAGCUCGAGAGUCUGAAGUCAAACUUCUUAUCCGAAAUCAGCAGUCUCAAGGCCUCUCUGAGCGGCAAGGAGGCCGAGGCAAUGUCGCUCAAGGUAGCAGUUGGCGAUGCAGAGAAGCGUGUUGGGGCAUGCAUGGAACAGCUGCGAGAGGAGGAGACGAUGAGGGAGCAGAUUCAGGCCGAGCGGGACGACUGGGAGCGCCGCGGUCGAGAGAUGGAGGCGGUGCUCCGAAAGGUCAAAGAGGAGAUCGUCAUGGGCCAGCGCGAACGUGACGAGCUCGAGGCCAAGCUGGAUGAAUCAGAGAAGAGGCGAGAGAUGGCUGAGACGAUGGCACAGGAAGCCGAAAGUAAAGUUGCGGCGAUGCGCGCGGGCAAGGCUGCCGAAGCCGCUAUGGGCGGUGCCGACAGGGCGCCCUCUUCCUCUCCUGCCGGCCCCAAUGGUGAAAAGGCCCUGACGCCCCGCGAUGUCGAGAUGGCCGUGGAGAAGGUGGCCAGGGAACUGCAUGCGCUGUACAAGGGCAAACACACCGAAAAGAUCACAGCUUUGAAGAAGAGCUACGAGCGCCGAUGGGAGAGGCGUGUGCGGGAGCUUGAGGAGAAAAUCGAUGACCUCUCCCGCGAGAACGAGGAUAUCCGGGCCGGCCGGCAUGCAACCAUGACGCGCAUCGAUCCCGCUGCAGCAGCUCUCGAGGAGGAGCGCAAGGCAAAGGCCGCACAUGACUCGGCGCAAAUCACUGAAUUACAUGCCGAGGUAGAAAAGCUUGAGGCUGUGAUCAGAACGGUGCAGAUGGACAAUGACGAUAUGAGGAAAUUGUUGGAGCAGGAGCGGGUGGAAAAGGGAGAACUAGUCCAGCUCGCCGAAGAGAUGAUGAACAUGCAGCAGAGCUUCAUUGGAUCCAAUGCCACACCGGCUCCCAAGGUACCAACAACAGCUCGGAAGCAAGCUCCUGCGGCUGCACCGCAACAGGCACCCCCGACACCUUCGCGCGGUGCAGCCACGCCGGGAAGGCCCCUCUCGAGGAUCCAAGCCCCGGAGACGGUCCGAGCGGGCGCAAACCCCAACAGGAUCUCCGGACUCCGAGCUCCCGGGUCGAUAGCAGCGCCAAAAAGCCGGAUCGGUGGCCCCGCCCAGCAGUACCAACGCAACAAGAGCCCUACGCUCUCUGGCCCACAGGCCGGGCCCCGCAGUGGCAUCAUGAGCUCGAUCGAGAAGAUGGGCAGUUACAAAGGGCGGUUAGAGUAG